AUGGCGGACAGUGUGCAAGUCGAAGAACCGCAAAGAAGGGCUGUUGGAGGAAGUAUAACAACAGGAAGAAUUCAUAAAGGUAUAAAGAUUCAUAAGUUCAUGAUAAAUACUUCAGUUUUUACCAGUUAUAGAAAGACGGAAACAGAGUAAAUAUAAUAUAUAAUAUAAGCUUACUCAACAACGUUUUUUCAUCGGGAGGCUCUGGCUGCGCUAGGGUCCAACCCCACACUCUUAAUUCAGCUGUAAAUUCGAGAUUUCUUAUUUGAAGAAAAAACUUUAAAACAAAUCAUAGAAUUAGAUUUUGUUCUUGGAAAUUCAAACUGCCUGUUUAAAUUACGGGAAAAAAGAGUUCUUAUCCUACAAAUGUUUCUCGUAAAUAAGGAACCUUUUUAUUACUAAAUUGAGAGAUUCGGAGCAAUCUCGAAUUUAGAAUGCCAGUUUUGGCUUUAACAAUCUAAAUUUUACCAGGAGUCCAUGAUUAAUUUUACUCAAAGAAAGCAAAAGAAACAAAAAAACUGUUUCUCUGGAUGUAUAUGAAAUUAAUGUUCUUAUUUUUAUUGUGAACCCUCAAUCACGUUAGAUCUGACAUGUGUAGCCAUAACAAGCUAGUAGUAAGCUUAAUUACAAGGAAAAGAUUAGGAUAACUUUUUUAUUCACAGGUCAUGGAAAAACAGCAGCAUCAGCUUCGAUACCAAGCAAAUAUCAAACAAUAGUGAGUGACAACUCAGAAAGGAAAGGCUUUCUUUCUCGAGCGAAACGGUUUGGUGAUGUGAAUGUGGUAUGUGUGUUUAAACAUAAUUUCUAUCAAAAAAGUGUUUAUACUGUAGACUAAAUGCAAUUUAUUACAUUGUAUAUGCUUCAGAAAAUAUCUGUUACUCUGAUCACCCUAUCGGAGGUUCUCUUGGUUUGAACCUGCUCCAAACCCCAAUCCCUUUGAAAAAUUACGUUUUAGCUUCAUACUUUCCUUAAGUUACAAAAGUUUAUAGCCUUUAAGAUCCAAAAGAACCUUCUUUAAUUGGUUUGUCUGAGAAAAUGCAAAUUGCAGAUUCUUCAAUCUUCGAAACAGAUAUUGCACUUCACUAAAAAGCCUUUUAGGAUUUGUGGUACAUUCUGUUCCUUUUAAACAGGUCGAAAAAAAAUACAUGUACUUCUUAUUGUAAGCUGCAUGCAGUAUUCCCGAUAAUUGAAAAGUAUUAGAACUGUCAUGUUCUUGCUGGUUUGCACAUGCUGGCAUGCAGUGCUAAUUAAUUUGUUAUCAAACUAACAAAUCUGAUAAAGUGAGUUAAAAAUCUAAAGAUUCCUUGGAUAAUUUCUCCUAAAGAAAUGUGCCCAUAUGACCCUCCAUACAUGGGUUAUUGAGUGGACAUUUUCUGGAACACAAUACUAAAGUAUGCACCCAUCUGCUUUAAUAUUUAAAUAUUUAUAAAUUUUUGUUUUGUUUUGCACUUUGUAGACUGCAAACCCAGGACCUGGUACUUAUGGUGAAAUGAGAUCAAGUGAAACUACAAGUUCAUCAUUUUCAAAAAAAGGCUUUGGUGGAUUUGUUUCUAAGGUAACCAUUCUAUAUAUAUAUAUUAUUAUUUGAACAUAAAGAAACUCAGUAUUGCAUAUCCUGGUUUGCAUGGGCCUGGAAAAGUCCUUGAAAAAGUACUAUGUCCUUGAAAAGUCCUUGAUUUUUCCACAGAAGUCCUUAAAUAUUUUUAAAACCUCCUUGAAUAAAAAUGACUUUUGUUAAAAAAGAAAUGUUUUCUGUCAUUUGAAGUGUCCUAGGAACCUUGCCUUAAAGAAGAAAGGUAUUGCAAUAGGUGAAUGCCCUUCCACCUGUGCAUUUUAAAGGUCUUUUCGUCAUGUUAUUGGGGAAAAGAAGUCCUUGAAAAAAUGAUUUUAGUCCUCGAAAAGGCCUUGAUAUUUUCUUAAAAAAUUUUGUCUGAACUACGUACCAAGUCAUGUAUGUAAGAAGAAAAAGGCAGUAGUACAUCAGAAAUUAUUUUAAUUUAGUCUGAGUUCAUUAAUAAUAUUUUCUAUGUUGGCCACAUUUUUAUUUCAUUGGUUGCAGGCUAAACGUUUUCCAAGAGGAAUUAAAGACACAGGUCCAGGCCCAGGUAAAUAUUAAUUUCUUUAUUUAAAGUUGCUGUUGUAAUGCCUAAAAUAAUUGGUUUCACAGGGGUUUCAAUAGAGUAACAGACUGUAUCAAUAGACCCCAGUCCCCUUAUUUUAGGGGGAGGGGGUCUAGGGGCAUGCUUUCCAGAAAAUGUUGAAAUUUGAAAGCCCUGAAAUGCAACUUUCAGCAUUCUGGGGACUAAAUUGAGGACAAAAGAGAGUGUUUUUAUUUAAGAAAAUGUAGCUUUAAUUCAACUUUCAAUUUAUCCGUUACGCAAUACAUUCCUACUUGUACAGGCAAAUUAUGAACAAAUGAUGAAAACUGAAUUACUUACUUUUGCAGGUAAACAAAUUCUGUGAAAAAUUUACUGAAAUAUAGCGUUCAGUCAUGACUAAAGUAUAACGUAAAACCAGUGGGCCUUAAUGAAAGCACAUCAUAAUUACGUUUUCAUUGAGAUUUUAUUAUAUAUUUUUUUUUGUUUACAACGUUAUUCCAACUAGUUUCUUCUUUUUUUCCUGGAAAAAGGUAGAUGACUUCUAUGAGCAAAGUAGCCAACGCAUUUCAUCGGCCUUCGGCGCUUAUUGAAACCCCAAGUUUCACGGACCUGUACUCUGUGCACUCUUAAAAUAGUACAAUUGGUUAUACAUGCAUGCCCUAAAGUAAUCUUAAUUCAGUUAACACAAACAUAGCCCUCUGACACAUUUUUCAGUUUUUUGGCCUCAAGAAUACAUUGUAUCAUUGCUUGUGUGGUAGUUUUUUAAGAAGUAUUGUGGCAUUACAUUUUAUUUUUAUCAUCAGUUUUUUGAUAAUACAACAUCUUAAUCAGCUGCCCACCCAGUGUGUAUCCUUGAGUUCAUUUCUCUUCAUUUAAGUUUAAGGCCAUCCCCUUUGAUUUCUCCAUAUUUAGCUUCAUUCGACCAACCCAAUUUUUUGGCAAUUUUUUCAAAAAAGAAAAAAGUAACGAUGUAGUUAAACCAUUUUUUACUUAUUAAUUCUUUUAAUCUGAAGAAUGAGCGUAGCAACAGCAUAGAGAAAAACGGGAACAUUUUUUGUACAUUAUAUAUUGUGCAUUUUGUUAAUCCUAAUAUUAAGUAAAUAUUAUAUACUUUGUCAUCUUCAUCGGCAACUAUGAUUUAAACUUAGUUUGAGAAAUUCCAAUAUAUCUCUGUUUUAAUGAUAUAUCCAGAAACGUCCUUUUCAAGCAGUUGCUGAAAACUAAGGGAUCAUGCAGGAGUUUCAGUGGUUGAUCCUUUUUCUCAUGUUGUAUUAAUUUUACUAUAACAUCAACCAAAUGAUUCUUCCACCAUAUUGAUUUUGUGUUCAAAAUUGUCUUUUUGUUUCCCAGUUUCUUCCAGGCUCCACAGCAAUGAUGCUGGGGGUGGUACCAGGCGUGCUUUUCUGAGACUUUUUCUAAUUUUUCUAAGGAUCUUUUUUUACACUGACCAACCAAGGUUGUUCCCAAAAUCAGGAAAUGCAAUCGACAGUAAACAAGGAAAAAAAGGGGAUGGCCUAUUAAACUUUCAUUUAUAAAUCAAUAAUUUAUUUUUUAUUGUCACAUUGAUUACAAACUUAUGGCUUGUAUUGGUGAAGGAUAGAAUGGAGAAAAUGGGAAGAAUUUUGUACUAAAAAAAAUGGAAAAUGAUGUAUUGUACUUAAUGACCUUUUUAAGGAUUUUAUGACCCAUUGACAUCAAAGGAACACAACUUUAACAAAUCUUCAGUGACAAGGUUAGUGUUCAUGAAAAUCAGUUUAAUAUUUAUAUAUUUUAUGAAUGUGAAUGAAUUUAACUUACAAGGAAUUUAUUUUUAUCAUGGAAUGUAACAACAGACCUAAUUGAUCGCUCACAAGGUCUGUACAUUUAAUGGACUCUUAGCUUAGUGCGCAGCUCAGUGUUGUAAAUUAAUGCAACAAGAGGUUGUUAAGUUGUAUAACAUUAACUAGCCUAGGUUUCAGAUCACAGUGUUGCCUAGUACGGAGUUUGUUGUUCCCCUAGGUUGCAGCUUGAAGCAUUUGUAACAGUGUUUCUAAUUUUUUUUAUUAUUUUACAGUAAUAUUUAUUUUACAAUUUCUCACAUUGUAAAGUGCUGUUAGAUACUUUGAAGAAACAGUGCUAUGUGAAUUAUUACAUUAUUCAAGUGCUUUGGUUUUUUGGGACCUGCCAAUUAAUUCUCUUAUUCUCUGAGUGGCAUUUUGCUCGGUGUGCUGCCACGGCAGUACCUUGUUGAUGUUUUGAUCUAUUGGCCUUAUGUUUUUACCUCAUAAGGCCAAAGUAAGGAGGCUGUAAAGUCACCUGUAGCACUAAACACUAAGCAGUGUCCUGCAAAUGUGUCUGAUCUUCUUCCUUCAAUUACCUUCUUGUUUAGAUCAGAGUGAAACCUUAAUUAUUGGAACAGUGAUAUUGAAAAAAAACGUGUUAAUACAUGAAUGUUUUCCUGCAGAAAUUUUCAUCUUCCAAUUGCCCUGCAAAGAGACACCAGGAAAGAGCAGUUUCCAGCACCCAAUCAGUAUACAGUAAGUCAACUUCUUGAGAAUGAUUUCUAAAAAGUUUGGAUCAAGAUUUUUCAAUUAAAUGUCUCACAUUUACUCUGUUUUCUUUGGCACAGAUUGGUAAAACUACUGGUAGAGUUUUUUAUGACAACAAUGUUGCAGCUUGUGCUGCUUUUCGAUCAAAGUAAGUCAGAAACCAGUAAUACUCCUCAUGUUAAAUUUUGUGCUGAUAUGGUGGCUAAGAUAAUGUUUUACUUUCUGUUGUCUUUGGCUGUCUUUCACAGUUGUGUAUGUCUUGUUUGGGGUGGGACUACAUGUAGUUAUGAAAAAAUUGAUUUGUUUUGUAAACGAGUACUGGUAUCUUGAUUUUCUUUCCUUUCCCUUGAUAAAUUAAUCAGAAAAAUGUAUGACAAGAUGCUUUAAAUUAAUUUGAUUAAAUUUUCAACAGAUCAAAGAGAUCAGAAGACUGGUCUGGAGCAACUUUUGGACCAUCACCAUGUAAGAACAUUCACUUGUUGGUUUAAUUACUCUGUCAAAAAAUUUUCCUUUGUUAUCCAAGGUGGAUACUGAGAAAACAGGCCAGGUGUGCUGAGUUAAUUAUGUGUGAAAUACUUAUGAAGUUUUUGGUGAGGUUGAUUUGUCUGAGUUUUUUUACCAAAUACAUGUACAGUUGUGUAGCUGAGGUACUUGGGUUGUACAUACUAUCAAAAAUGAGAACAGUGCAAACACCAGAAAAAUGUUUGAAGUUUUAGUGUCCAAAGGAAGAUGAUAGUUAAGCUAGCCAAUCUGGUGUGAGGAACUGCAAACAAGUAGCUUUGAAUUCUCAACACUGUCCUGGUAACCAAUGUCAUAGCUGGUCACAACACAAUGAACAUAAAUGUAGUUCCUAAAACAUUUCAGAUCUUUGAGGUUUUCAGAGCUUUGCACGUGACCUGGACCAGGAUGGCUGCAAAUUUUAGCUAAGGGCAUUAGUGCCCGUUAAUCUUUAAUGAAUUUAAAUCCUGGCUUUUUCUGAUUUUAUUUCAAACAUGACAGUGGCCAACUUGAAAGCCUCAGCUCCUUUAGCCACUGUGCACAUCCUCUCUAGAUUUUCUAUUUAUUAAUAUUUGAAUAGUAGCAUUUCUGUAAGAAGUGAUUAAUUUUCAAUAUGUGUAAGGUUAAUUCAAAUAAACAGUCCAAAUAAAGUUGAAGUUGAAAGUUCAGAGUUUGACAGUCAACAGUUGAUGACACACACAGCUCACUUUGACUGUGAUAAUAUGACAUGCAAAUUGUUGAAAAAUCAGUCCAGGACUUAAGACUCAUCCAGUCAUUUGACUUUUUAACCUAUUAUAAUUAUGAUUUGUUCUAAAUAUGCAUCACUUACAAAAAUGUCAGGUCACUAUACCAUAAAUGACAGACUUGUCAAAGAUUCACCAAAAAUUGCUACAGCACCAUUCAAGUCAACAACAGAGAGAAAGAUGAUGCAGUCCCCAGUGCCAUACCCUGGACCAGGUACAUACAGACCCUUUGAAACAGUCAAUCUUAAAAGACCUGCAGCAGCAAAGGAGCAAACUGGAUUCCAGUAAGUGUUACUUUACCACACCUAUAGUUAUGAAAUGUUACAAAUCACAAAGAAUGAUUAAAGAUAGAUAUGUACGCGUAAUAUUAUACGUAUACGUGUAUUACGUAUGGUUGACGGAAGAAAACAAGUAACUAGGGAUACUUAAUCAAGUAACUAGGGAUACUUAUGUAGUUACUUGUUUUCUUCCGUCAACCAUACGUAUACUCGCUCUACUUUAUGUAUUGAGCACUGUUUUACGGAUUUCAAGUUCAAACCUCUUAUACGUGUAUUAUAGUGGUAAAAAUCUCACAGGAAUAUGAUUUGUUUAAACUUUGUCCCACUUUGAUAAUUGGUGCCUCACUAAUCUAAUUUUUGCAUUAAGUCUAGACUUUCGUUCGAUCAGUGAACUGUAGUUACAUGUAACUGUGAAAAGAAAUCCCUAGCUGUUUGAUUCCCUACCCACUUGUUGUAUUUACCCGGCAAUUUGAAAUCUUAGUGACAGCCCCAUAACUUUGUUGUAGCUUGGAGCUACAAUAAAGGCCUAGACCCAAUGCAAUUGUGCUGUGCACGUCCUUGCAUUUGGUGAAUUGCUGCAUGCGUGAAAUUCAGAUUGCCACAAUUUUCAGUGCUUACAAUACUGGUAAUAUUCUUCUUGAUGAUACAUACACUAGCUGGAAGAAAAAAUAAGUUUAAAUUUGACAUUUUCGGGUUUUUUAGCCAAUCAACAGUCUGAACAUACACUUGGCCAUAGAUUUUGUGACAAAGAGCACUGUGUAUCUUGGUUGGGUUUUAAUCUAAUGUUAAAUGCAGGCAUGACUGAAUAUUGGAAGUGUGCAAAGAACCUUGAAUAAUGAUGUUCCUUGUAUUGUCUGUUUAUGUAACUUUCAGUAACAAGCAUUACUUGUGUAUUUCGGCACCUGCUAUGCCUCUUCCUCCUUUGGAGCCAAUGCCAGGACCAGGUCAUUACAAUGUUGUGGAUUAUGAAGGCCCCCCUAAACAUUACAUGUCCAGUUCUGCAUUUGUAUCGACAACAAGUCGAUGGUCAGGAGGGGCACCUGGAGAGGAAGAUCUCCCCGGACCAGGUAAAUACAUUUUUUAGUGGGACAAUAAUGAUAACAGAAGAUUCUGUAAAACAUUCAAGCAUAAAUUUAAAACUCACAUGGUUUUUGAAUGCAAAUGAACAGACACAAUAAAUGCAAGACAAAUUAAUUUGUUUUCGAUAAUAUUUCAUAUUAUGAUAAUGGUGACAAGUCAUCGCCAAACAUAUUUUUAUUGAGUUACUUUUAAUUUAUGCUUAGAAUAAUGAUAAAGGCACUAACUAUCAGAUACGUGGUAGCUAUCAGUUUACAGUAUAUAUUUAUGAAGUUCAAAUGAAGAGUUAACUAAUACAUUCAUUUACUUGUUGAUGCACUUAUCCACUGGAUAGUGAUUUGUCCAGUGCAUAGCACUAUAACUUUUACCCCAGUGGAGUUGGUUAGAUAAGAAUGCUCCAUAGCCAAUGGGCAUGAAGAGUCAAACUUAAAACCUAGGGCACUUCUUUAUGUCAGUUCACAAAGAUACAGCUGUAGGGAGAGUGCAUAGCACAAGUUUCAAAUACGAACAGAUUGCAGUGAUUGUGAACUCCUAAGGGGGAAACUUUUCAACAGAUGAAUCUCCUCAGUUUCUUAGGAUGGUGUGUGCUUCCUACUAAGUUAAAGCGUUUGGACAAUUCAAGACUAUGGUAAUGACUCUAGUAUGAAGUGAUGAUAUUUUUCAUUUUAACAGUUUUAAUUUAACAUCAUUUUUUGUUAUUGCAGCAACAUACCGUCCACAGCACUGUGGUAAACAGUCAUUUAUCUACAAUGCACAAGGAAGAUGGAUAUAGUGCUAAUUAAAAUUAAUUAAUGAAAAUAUGACUGUAAAUGUUAUUAUAAUGAUUUUAAAAUGUUACAUCAAAAAUAAUUGAAAUGCCCAAGUUGACAGCUAGUUUAUAGUCAUCUUAAAUUUACAGGGACUGGGACUAUUUAUUAUAGUGCAAACUCUGAAAGUUGUACAGUUGCAGCAAAGCAAUUUUUUGAUACAAAGUGUGUAUAAUUAUAGUGUACAUAAUUUUUAAUUUGUACAUUUCAAAAACCAUUAUUGUAAAUAUAGUUUUGUAUUGACAUCAGCAUGUAUGAAUAUGAUUAUUUUAAGAAUAGGGUAUCCUGACUCUUCAGUCAGUAAACUGAUCAUUUUCUUUAGUCUUCAGUCUAAAUGCAAGCAAAACAAAUGGUGUACCAUAUCUGGCAAGUGGUGUAAAAUAUGAUAUAAAAAGUAAAAUAAUAUCCUCAACCGUAAAUAAAGUAGGAAGUGAAAAACUUUUAGCCAGGAAAUCCUGUUUCAUGUAGAUUUAAUCACCUCCUCAUUUCUUUUCUAAUCUCCAAACAAGCAAAACUUGGCCUUUUUAAGAGCAUUCUUGUUUGGUGUUUACAUUUUGUCAGACUUUAAAGGAAUAAGAGCUUGAUAUCAUGUUUACUUUUUAACAAGCUGUUAAAAUCAUCAUAAUUAUCCUAGAUGUGAAGGUUUGCAAAUAACAGCUUACAUUCAGUAAAGAAAAAAGGGAUGCCAUAAUUUAAACUGAUAUGAUAAACCACUGGCAAAAAAGAGCCCCACUGGCAGGCCCCAAUUAUGCUAUAAAGAUGCAUGUCUGCAGAAGGGACCUGAUGGCCUUGGGCAUUGACAUCAACGUUCAGCUUUGAAGCAGGCAGAGAAGGAAGGCCUUUCUGAGUUUGAAGAGACCUUGCUGAAUAGGCAGAAAAAAAGAGACAAACAAGGAAGGCCCAAAACCAAGGAGAUACCCCAGCAACUGACUAGAUCUGCUCACUGUGCAGAAGGGACUGUUAUUCCUGAAAAUUAAUGGUCUUUCCAGCCACACAAGGCGCUGCUCGAGAACCACCAAUCAGAGUGCAGCACCUUAGUCUUUCGAGACUGACGGUUGCCAAUCUUAAGAUAAACCUUGUUAAAGCGGAACACAGCAAAGCAGCAGUAUACAAGUGCUGCAUGCUGCAUGCUGCUGUGGAUCUGGGGUAACCAACAUAACCAUAAUGUAGACCUUUUAUAUUGAAUUUGAAUAAUUUUAUUUUAUAAUAAUUUGUUUUGGCAUCUAACCA
This is a messenger RNA of Porites lobata, 9256 nucleotides long. Lineage: Eukaryota; Metazoa; Cnidaria; Anthozoa; Scleractinia; Poritidae. The record is from the annotation of a GenBank genome assembly.